Lates calcarifer (barramundi perch) is the source of this 836-nucleotide messenger RNA. RefSeq lists its product as uncharacterized. The transcript is spliced from 5 exons. The record is from RefSeq and is a predicted model, not a curated record. Bases 140 to 760 code for a protein of 206 amino acids. NCBI's taxonomy places the organism in Eukaryota, Metazoa, Chordata, Actinopteri, Centropomidae.
UAGUCAUCAGUUAACAGGCUGCGAGGGCACUUUAAAAGCAGCUCCGCAGCUUCAUGGAGAUAUGUGCUUGAGGAGGACUGUUGAGCCAGUAGCAGUAGGGCAGAUAUCCUGACUUUACCCACUCAAACACUAGACCAGAAUGAUGAUGUUGUGGAUCUUGUGCCUGCUGAUUGGAAGCAUGACCUGUUCUCCUGUAAACAAAUUAGCCACAAGCUUUACAUCACAGCCGAUCCCUCCUUUUCCUGGUCACUGGGGAGGUUCUGAUGUGGGCAGCAGCUCCCCUCUGUCUGACACAGCCUCUGAGGUUCCUGCUUCUGAAGAUGUUGUCUACGCUGGUCCUGGUAGUUACAGCGGCAGCACCAACAUGGCUGUGGCUGACACUGGCUUCUACCACAGCCCUGCAGCCAGUGAAUAUGGUGCUGUCCAUGCAGCCCCUCACACUGGCAGCUAUGGUGCUCCAGGUGGCCAUUAUGGUGGCCAUUAUGGGUUUGCAGCUCCUCAAGAUGAGGACUUGAGUGCUGGAUCUGCUACUGACAGUGCUGCUGAGGAAACCCCUGAGCCAAUCUUCAGUGAUGUGUCUAAUCUGGAGCCAGUCUACUCUUACAGCUCUCGUUCAGCCUACCAGCAAGGAAGACUAAGGUUUGCUCAGACCCGCUACACCCCAGGAGAGCCUGUUCCUCCCAUGCCACUAUCCAGGCGCGUCAGCAAAACCUCCAGGCCGAGCAGUCCUGUUAAAGCACCAGCCAAAGAGGUCUACUAAAGCUCUUUCUGGUCUCAUGUCUUGAUGUCUGCUUGCUGCUUUAUGACCAGAUACCAAUAAAAUUCAUUAAGUAUUA